Molecule: messenger RNA, 1233 nt
Organism: Carassius gibelio (silver crucian carp)
Lineage: Eukaryota; Metazoa; Chordata; Actinopteri; Cypriniformes; Cyprinidae
Exons: 4
Coding region: 105-815 (236 amino acids)
Biological process (GO): immune response; peptide antigen assembly with MHC class II protein complex; immunoglobulin production involved in immunoglobulin-mediated immune response
Cellular component (GO): membrane; MHC class II protein complex
Molecular function (GO): MHC class II protein complex binding
Source: RefSeq, a predicted model, not a curated record
ACUGAGAGGCUUCUACAUGGUCAGGAGUCUGUAUCUCUACCUGUUAUUCACUUCAGUAAGGAUUGAUUGAUAUGGUGUUUGCUCUGAUCAUCUCUGAAUGAACAAUGGAGAUGUAUGGUGUCCUGCUUCUGCUCGCUGUUAUUGUCAGUACUGAGACUCAAGUUAUGCACAGGGACAGUCAGUUUCUUGGAUGUUCUGAUACAGAGAAAGAGUUUAUGUAUGGAUUUGAUGGAGAGGAACUGUACCAUUCAGACUUCAUUAGACAAGAAGGAGUAGUGACACUGCCUGACUUUGCAGAUCCCAUCGGCUUUACUGGAUUUUAUGAGGCUGGUGUUGCUAAUAUAGAGGUGUGCAAACAAAACUUAGCCCAAGACAUUAAGCUUUCCAAACCCACAGUUGAGCAACUAGCCCCCCCAGAUGCCUCAAUCUAUUCAAAAGAUGACGUGGUGCUGGGUGUUGAGAACGCCCUCAUCUGUCAUGUGACUGGACUCUUCCCUCCACCUGUCAAUGUAUCCUGGACUAAAAACAAUCAGAUUGUGACAGAGGACGUGAGUCUAAGCCAGUACCGCAUAAAAAAUGAUGGCACCUUCAACAUCUUCUCCUCGCUGAAGUUCACACCUGCAGAGGGAGACAUUUACAGCUGUACUGUGUCCCACAAAGCUCUGGAGAGACGUGGUAUAACCAAAACAUGGGAUGUGGAUGUUGCUGUGCCCGGUGUUGGUCCAGCUGUGUUCUGUGGAGUGGGUCUGUCUCUGGGGCUGCUGGGAGUCGCUGCUGGAACUUUCUUCCUCAUUAAAGGAAACAACUGCAACUGACAGAUCUGAUUUACAUGUCAACAAAUUCUUGUUUUAUAAUUCAGAUUCUUUGAACUUCUAAUUAACAUUCUCCACCAAUGAAAACUGGUACUAUAAUAAUUUUGUGUACCACUGUACAUGACAAACCAUGUUCAAGUUUGGCUGGCGUCCUAGUCUAAUUAUUGCUCUGGCACAACAUGAUUUUUUUCAUUUUUUCAAAUAUUCAUUAGUGAUUAAAAUUAAAUUUUUCUUUUGAAAUUUACAGCAAACACACAGUGCAACGCAUUUUUUAGAAGUUCGCUAAAACAAUCAAUCCUUAUCUAACUCAUUAUCACCAUCGACAGUUUAUGGUUCAUCAUAAAUUAGGAGUCUAUGUUUCAAGAUAAUCAAGUCAGUGAAAUCACUAAAUAAUAUUAAAAUCUAGAUAUUUGUUCACAGA